Molecule: messenger RNA, 2113 nt
Organism: Monascus purpureus
Lineage: Eukaryota; Fungi; Ascomycota; Eurotiomycetes; Eurotiales; Aspergillaceae
Source: the annotation of a GenBank genome assembly
GUAAAUAUAUUCCAGGCGUUGGACGGUUAUUUAUGUAUUUCUUUCUUUUCGUUGUAUCCAUUUAUUCCUUAUUUUCACUCUCUUUGUCAUUCUCUUGUAGAAUAGAGACCGUUCCCUGAUCCUCAAACACGAGUACGGAGUAACUCUCGAUGCUAUUGCAAUGGGGAGAACUAACGACACCUCUAUCCUCCCCCAAAAUCGCCAGGUUCCCGAUAAAAAUGGCUUAAACAAGGCAUCUUUGCUACUCCCUCCGGCAGAGAGAAACUGCUCCCACAGACGAAGAAAUAUAACUCUUGCAAUCUCCCUCCUCGUGUUGCUUGCGGUGCAUCUGCGCAACUUCUAUACAUGGACUUGGCAAGUCCCACAACGACAUGCCUGCACAGAGAAGGAAGGGUCUGAUAAAAUUGAGCAUGGCAAAUUGGGCGCAGUGGCCAGUGAAAGCUCUCUCUGCAGUGGUCUUGGGGCGGACAUGCUGAAGAUCGGUGGGAAUGCUGCGGAUGCCAUGGUCGCAACGGUGUUCUGUGUCGGAGUUAUCGGGAUGUACCACAGCGGCAUUGGAGGGGGUGGGUUCAUGCUUAUCCGGUCACCUGAUGGCUCCUUUGAGGCUGUCGAUUUCCGUGAAAUUGCGCCGGCUGCUGCAUUUGAAGAUAUGUACGAGAAUAAUACCCAUGCCUCCAUUGUUGGUGGUUUAGCAAGUGCCGUGCCGGGGGAGAUACGCGGUUUGGAGUACCUUCAUUCCAAGUACGGAGCCCUUCCAUGGAAGACGGUGAUGCAGCCAGCCAUCAAAACAGCCCGUGAAGGCUUCCGAGUAACCGAAGAUCUUUUCAAGGCCAUCGAAUCUGUCGGCCCUGCAGGCAGCGAAGGAGACUUUCUCUCCAAUGAUCCGUCAUGGGCAAUUGAUUUUGCCCCUAAUGGAAGCCGGGUUGGGCUUGGUGACAUGAUGACUAGGGUGCGCUAUGCAGAUACGCUUGACUUUAUCGCGAAUCAAGGCCCAGACAGCUUCUAUUACGGACCCGUUGCUGAGACCAUGGUCAGAGCUGUGCAGGAAAGAAACGGAACUAUGACACUGGAGGAUCUCGAGAAGUAUACUAUUGCCAUCAGGGACAUCGCGCAGAUUGACUACCGGGGUUAUAGAAUCACGAGUACCCCUGCUCCUUCCAGUGGGAUAGUCGCUCUGAGUGUGUUGAAGAUCCUGGAGACGUAUGACGACUUUUUUGCCCCGGGUAAUUUUAAUCUCAGUGCCCACCGGAUGGAUGAGGCGAUGCGAUUCGGUUAUGGACAGAGGACCAAAUUGGGUGAUCCCGAGUUUGUAGAUGGGCUGGAUACGUACCAGAAGAAUAUGCUCAAGGACUCGACAAUCGCAGAGAUUCGGAGAAAGAUAUCCGACUUCCAUACAAAGAAUAUUUCCGCUUAUGAUCCCGAGGGGUUCGAGAGCUUGGAAACUCCAGGAACUUCACACCUCGUGGCUGCUGACCAUACCGGGCUGGCGAUCACUCUCACUACCACAAUCAAUCUGUAUUUCGGGAGCCAAGUAAUGAUCCCUGAGACGGGAAUCGUCAUGAACAAUGAGAUGGAUGAUUUUUCCAUCCCCGGUGUCUCCAAUGGCUUCGGCUACAUCCCCGCCCCAGCAAACUACAUCCGCCCCGGCAAGCGGCCCAUGUCAUCCAUCACGCCGGCGAUUGUAACUCAUCCCAAUGGCACUCUGUUCUUCGUAACGGGUUCCGCAGGCGGCAGUCGUAUUAUCACGGCCACGAUCCAGAACCUCAUCCACGCCAUUGAUGACCAGCUCUCCGCUGCCGAGGCCCUGGCUAGGCCUCGUCUCCAUGACCAGCUGGUUCCGAACCAGGUAUUUUUCGAGUAUGCGUACGAUAAUUCCACGGUCGCAUUCAUGGAGUCCCUUGGUCAUAAUGUGACUUGGUUUGCUCCGGGCACGAGCGCGUCUCAGGCCAUUCGUGUGUUACCGAAUGGGACCUUUGAUGCUGCUGGAGAGCCGAGACAGGCCGCUUCGGGCGGAAUUGCUAUAUAAAACGUUGCUACUUUCUAUAGAAUAAUAUAGACAGUCCAUAAAUUUAUGGGAAUGCGGAGUAAAAGACGUGAAGUGGUCUGUGCGUUU